GCUCGUUUUGGGACUCUCUCAGAUUACUUCCAGGCUCUCCAGAAGGUGUUACCGGUCUCGUCUCUGCCGACGGUCCGCGGAGACUUCUUCACGUACGCCGACCGAGACGACCACUACUGGAGCGGAUACUUCACGUCCAGACCGUUCUACAAGAGGCUGGACCGCACGCUGGAGGCCACGCUACGAGCGACGGAGAUCCUGUACAGCCUGACUCUGGCUGCGAUGCGUUCCCAUGGCGACGGUCGCCUGGCGACAGGGUUCCCGGCGCGGGAUCACUUCCUGCUUCUGACGGCUGGGAGGCGGGGCUUAGCGCUGUUCCAGCAUCACGACGCUGUCACCGGCACCGCCAGAGACCCCGUCGUCAUGGACUACGGAAACAGAUUGUUGGAGUCCAUCCAGAAGCUCCGGAAGGUUCUGGAGAGCUCCGCCCACUGGCUGCUCCUAUUGGACAAGAGCCAGUACCACCACGACCAAUCAAAGCCCUUCCUGCUCACGGACGACGUGAUGUCGGCGCAGGACGCCCUGCCGCAGAAGACCAAGAUAACGCUGAGCGAGGAGCCCAGGAUAUUGAUCGUCUAUAACCCGACGGAGCAGAUCCGAUCGUCCGUUGUUAGCGUCGUCAUCGACUCUCCGGACGCUCGAGUCAUCGAUGCAGAAACUGGUCGACCAAUGGCUGCGCAGAUCUCUGCGGUGUGGGCGGAGCCAAGCCGGGCGUCCACAGACAGCUUUCAGCUGGACUUCCUGUCUGAACUCCCUCCUCUCUCAUUGGUCGUGUACCAUGUGACCCGAUCCUCUUCUGGCUCCGCCCCCCGGGCUCGAUACACCUUCCAUCGCCGCGGGAACCCUCCGACCAUUCACAGCGAGCACUUCCAGAUGUCCCACCCCCAGGGCCCCGAGGCCGACGCCUCCCUGUCGCUUAGCAACAAGCACGUCCAAAUAUGGAGCUCCCCGGAAACAGGCCUGAUGCAGAAGCUGCGUCUGCGCGAGGGCUCUGAGCGCCGGGUCCAGGUCCACUUCCUGUGGUACGGAACCAGAACCGGAGCCAACCGGGACAAGAGCGGAGCGUACCUGUUCCUGCCGGGAGAGGAGGGGGCCCAGGUGUACUCCUUUUCAGAACCGCCCCUGGUCCGGGUCUCAAGAGGACCGCUGUACUCUGACAUCACUUCCUGUCUGCCUCACGUGACCCACACCGUGAGGCUGUACCACCUGGAAGGGCAUGCUGGGAGAUCCCUGGAGAUUUCCAACAUGGUGGACAUCCGGUCUCAGGUGAACCGCGAGCUCGUGAUGCGGAUCGUCACCGACGUCGCCAGCGGCAACCAUUUCCAUAGCGACCUCAACAGCUUCCAGAUGCAGCAGCGUCGGACCCUCUCUAAACUCCCGCUGCAGGCUAACUUCUACCCGAUGACCUCAGCAGCGUUUCUGCAGGACGCCGAGACCCGAAUCACCGUCCUGUCGGCCCAGAGUCAGGGGGUCGCAUCCCUCAAACCAGGUGAGCUGGAGCUGGUGUUGGACCGGCGGCUGCAGCAGGACGAUAACAGAGGCCUCGGUCAGGGAGUGACGGACAACAAGAGGACAUCCAGUCUGUACCACCUGCUGCUGGAGGAGAGGAGGGGGGGACAGGAAGUGGGCGGGGCUUCAGUUGAAUACCUGUCGCUGCUCGCCCACCUGACCUCGCUCUCCCUCUCCCACCCGCCAAUCACCAUGGUUGCCCCGGGCGACGUCCAGUUGCCUAAGCUCCGCCCCUUCCUGCCGCUGCGCUCCUCUCUGCCGUGUGACCUUCACCUGCUGAACCUGCGCACGCUGGAGGACCCGCAGGAAGCAGGAGCUCCGUCACAGGAAGUGGCGCUGCUGCUCCACAGGAAGGGCUUCGACUGUAGCUCCGCCCCCGAGCCGGCGCUACAGUGCACGUGGAGCGCGCACGAGGAGGUGGAUCUUGCCGCUGUGUUCGCUCCGCUCCGCUUCUCCGCGCUGCGCCGCUCUGGCCUCACCAUGCUGCGGCACGACGACGAGCCCCAAUCUGCCCGGCAACAGCAGACACGCCUCCUCAUCCUGCGACCAAUGGAAAUCAGCGCUUUCCGGGUGGAGAUCCAAUGAAACAUCAGUAUACAGUUAGAUAUCCUCCCAAACAACACGAAGCAGAGACAGGAACACGUCAGACAUCAACAACACGUCAGACAUCAACAACACGUCAGACAUCAACAACACGUCAGACAUCAACAACACGUCAGACAUCAACAACACGUCAGACAUCAACAACACGUCAGACAUCAACAACACGUCAGACAUCAACAACACGUCAGACAUGCAGAUUAGGGAGUUCAGUCACAGAUAAGGAAAUAACUCCAUGAUAUGAAGAAAGGCAAUUCAACUGAAAAUAUAUAAACAGACUUUUAAUCAGGAAUUAAAGGGAAAAUUAGAUAUAAAUAUAUAUACUAAAUAAAAAAAGGGAAAGCAGUUUAUUUUAUUUAAUGGAAAUAUUCUUUCACCAGAAAAACAGGUCAGUCUGAAGGUCAGAGGAAACACUGAAGUCUACCCUAACACUAAGGGUGUGUGUGUGUGUGUGUGUGUGUGUGUGUGUGUGUGUGUGCGACUGUGUGUGUGCGACUGUGUGUGUGCGACUGUGUGUGUGUGUGUGUGUGUGUAAUUAACUGUGAAAGGGACACUUUGGGAAAGUAAUGAAUCUUCUGGGUAUUUUUAUAAUUUAGAAAGUAUAUAUUUUCUCUACACAGGUAUAUUAAUGACUAAUGAAGUAUUUAAAAGUGAAGAUUUUUCUUUUGGGACAGAUUUCUGGUUUUAUUUUGAAAUAAAUUAUUUUGAAAUGUU
This is a messenger RNA of Trematomus bernacchii (emerald rockcod), 2823 nucleotides long. RefSeq names its product alpha-mannosidase 2-like. NCBI's taxonomy places the organism in Eukaryota, Metazoa, Chordata, Actinopteri, Perciformes, Nototheniidae. Gene Ontology annotation, biological process: mannose metabolic process; N-glycan processing; protein deglycosylation. Gene Ontology annotation, molecular function: carbohydrate binding; alpha-mannosidase activity. The record is from RefSeq and is a predicted model, not a curated record. Gene Ontology annotation, cellular component: Golgi membrane.